GCCUCAUGCUUCUAUUUGCGGUUAUCAUCUCACCGGAAUCGAUCACCGGAUCACCCACUGAGGGAGUUUCCUUGUCAUAUGAGCGCCUUAUUAGAAAGCUUUCAGUGCUACAAAAAGGCGGCCGUUAUUGAGGAAGAAUCCAAAUCCUUCCCUCUUUUCCCUCUGCCAAAUGUCGAACUACAACCUUCUCGCUGUCCUCGAGGCUGAUCCGGUAAACGUUGUAGGUCUUGGACUGCUCGCUUUUCUGGCUGUGUUGUCUCUCUAUCGGCGUUUCACACGUAUCUCUGUUUCCCAUAUUCCUGGCCCGCCGCCCGAAUCUUUCGUGCUUGGUAAUCUUGCUGAAAUAUUCCAAAGUCAAGCGGGGGAGCCUGACUUCAAGUGGCAACGUCAGUACGGGGACGUAGUGCGUGUCAAAGGGACCUUCGGCGAAGACCGGCUUUUGAUAUCUGACCCUAAGGCGCUCCAGUACAUUUUCCACACCUCGGGCUAUGGGUUCUUGAAAUGGCCUCAAAGAACUGAGAUCAGCCGCGUCUUAAUGGGUCGUGGACUGUUAUGGGCCGACGGAAACAUUCAUAAACGACAGAGGAAAGUGAUGCUUCCGGGAUUCGGAGCCCCGGAAUGCAAAUCAUUUAUCCCUAUCUUCCAACGUACUGGCUCCGAGCUGGUCGCAAAGUGGACUGAUAUUCUUGCUGGUUCACCCAGUCAAAGCGUGGAAAUGAAUGUCGCCACUUGGCUGUCUCGUGCUACCAUGGAUUCUCUCGGAGAAGCUGCUUUUGACUAUCAAUUUGGCGCCCUAGCCCAAAGAGACAACGAACUGAUGAAGGCGUACUUUGGUCUAAUGAACGACACCCUUGGUUCACCGUCCAAGAAAACCAUUUUCUUGCAAACGAUACUGCCUGUAUGGGCUUUGCAGUUGAGAGCCAAGUAUUCUAACAGCAAGCCGAUGGCGCACGCCAGAUACACUGCGAAACUCGCCGAGGAAUUGACCCAGGCUCUGAUAGACAUGAAGUCCUCUGAGCUCCUGCAAGGGAAGGGAAGUAAGGACGUCUUGAGUCUAUUGGGUGGGUCUUUCUCAGUGACUCAGUACUUUGUGCUUAGAUUGUACACGUAUCAAGUGAAAGCCAAUGCCUCAGAGGAUGUAGCUACCGCUUUGACUCACGAGGAGAUGCUGGCUCAGAUGCGAACAUUGCUACUCGCUGGACACGAAACGAGUGCUACUAGCACACUUUGGAUUCUCCUAGAGCUUGCUCGACAUCCAGAUGUGCAGGACAGACUUCGGAAUGAAAUUCGCGCCGUAGAACACGCUAUUCAUAGCCGAGGAGAUUCAGAGUUUACCUCAAAGGACUUCGAAAGCAUGACUUAUACCAUUGCUGUGAUGAAAGAGGCUAUGCGACUUCACCCGGCGUUAUAUCACAAUUAUCGACGAGCUGCCCACGACGACGUUCUUCCACUCUCAAAGCCCAUUCUCACCACGUCGGAUGAACUCAUAGACAAACUUCCGGUCCCUAAAGGGAUGAAAGUGUUUGCAUCUAUUGCUGGAUACAACAGAAACAAAGACUUAUGGGGAAACGAUGCCGACGUUUUUAAUCCAGAGCGAUGGCUUCAGCCAGAGAAACAUCGGAAGGGACCUAGCGUGGGGGUUUAUGGAAACCUGCUGACUUUCGCGGGAGGAGUCAGAACAUGCGUGGGCUGGCGUUUUGCGAUUUAUGAAGUCCAGGCCCUGUUGAUUGCGAUCAUCAACAAUUUCGUUUUAUCACCUACAGAGGACCUCAAACGCCUUCGCCGAGAAGCUUGUUUGGUUAUGAUUCCUACCCUCGAAGGAGAGGUGGAAAAGGGUGAAAAUCUUCCUCUUCGAGUAAGCGCCGCUCCGAGAGACUAG
Molecule: messenger RNA, 1879 nt
Organism: Desarmillaria tabescens
Lineage: Eukaryota; Fungi; Basidiomycota; Agaricomycetes; Agaricales; Physalacriaceae
Product: cytochrome P450
Exons: 13
Coding region: 170-1879 (569 amino acids)
Molecular function (GO): oxidoreductase activity, acting on paired donors, with incorporation or reduction of molecular oxygen; heme binding; monooxygenase activity
Source: RefSeq, a predicted model, not a curated record